CUAAGCAUCGGCUUCUCAGCAUACCUUCGCAAGCCAAGCUCCCACUGGCUCUUCAUUUUACGGAAACAAUUCAUCAUGUCAUCCAAAGCCCGCGAGCUGUUGCGCAAGUUUACAUCAUGCGACAUUGGAGAUGCGCUGGUCAAGCUUAAGCAUCCCAGAGGGGGCUUUCUUGAUGGCAUAAAAUUGCGGUCUGUCGACUCGCAGACCCGUAUCUUCGGCCCAGCUGUCACGGUGAAGAUGGUUGAGGCAAAUGAUACAAAAGCACCCAAGCUUGACAAGCACUUCGUCGACCAUAAUGUGAAAGGUGGAGUCAUGUAUAUCCAUCAGCCUCCCACUGUUGCCUCUGCUUGCUGGGGUGGCCUCAUGUCCACUCGCGCUAAGUAUCUGGGUGCGGAGGGCGUUGUCAUCAAUGGAAGAAUGAGGGAUGUCAACGAGCAUAGAGAGUUCAAGUUCCCUGUAUUUUCCAAAGGUCAAUCUAUCUUGGGAUCCAACACGUUCACCCGGGCCUCCGAGAUCAAUGUUCCGCUCCAGUUCAGCGGUGAUCUGUGGAUAAACCCGGGUGAUAUCUUGGUUGGAGACGCUGAUGGUGUUGUUUCCGUCCCCCCCUCUCUGAUAGAGCAGGUCGUGGCUUUGUGUCAAGAGCGAGCUGAGAUUGAUGAGAAGAUGUUUGCGGAGCUUCGGAAUGGCGCGGCUAUGGGAGAUUUGAUCCGUACUAUUCGUAAAGAUAAAUAGACCUCAC
This is a messenger RNA of Fusarium oxysporum Fo47, 739 nucleotides long. RefSeq names its product ribonuclease E inhibitor RraA/Dimethylmenaquinone methyltransferase. The record is from RefSeq and is a predicted model, not a curated record. Lineage: Eukaryota; Fungi; Ascomycota; Sordariomycetes; Hypocreales; Nectriaceae. Bases 76 to 732 code for a protein of 218 amino acids. The transcript has 3 exons.